GCGGCCGUGGUCAAAAGAAGAUAAGAAUCAUGAGCACGCUCAAGUGCACGACUGACAAGAUCGCUGCGCGUUCGUGCGGGUAUUUUUACAGCUGCGGAUCGAGCUGCUCUUCCACGGCCAUUGGGCAUCAUAGCGUUGCAUCCAGGCGAGGAACAGCAGCUCGUGCAACCCCUUUUCAACGCAGCAAUCAUGCGCUGGCAAGUGAUUGCAAUCCUCGCGGCAGCGCACGCCUUUGUGCUGCCAAGGCCAAAGCCGCAGCUGCGGCUACGAGCCGAGGACGACUGCGUAACAGCGGAGGAGUGCAGCGCGGAAGCGGAAGUCCUCAAACUGCAAGCGGAAACGCUGAAACUCGAAGCGCAAAAAGCGGAACUCCUCCUCGCGAAGGAGGUCGCCGAGCGCCAGCGACGCGUGCGCGAGGAGGAAGAAGCGCUGCAAGCCAUGGCCGCGACGGAGGAAGCGUCGAAGGUGGUUGAUCCUGCGCAAGCGGCGGCUCUGAGAGACGCCGAUUUUCAAGCAAAAGUACUUGAACGUAGAGACGAGGCCUCGCGCAAGCUCGUGGCGGAGGCCGCGGCCGAGGAGGCCGUCGUGCCCAUUGCUACCGAGGAGGUCGUCAAGACGGUCGCGGGGCCGGUCUUGAUUUCUGAUUGUGAGACUGCAGAAGAAUGUGCUGUGGAAGAACAAUCAAACAAGGAGGAGGCCUCUCUACUCAGUCUGGAGGCCGAGAAGUUGCGGCUCGAGGCGCAGAAGGCCGAGCUCGUGCUUGCCAGGCAGCGUCUCGAGCGCACAGCCCUGUGUGGAAUCAAACAGUGAGUUAUCUUGAGAUUUGUUGCGGAGACCUUCGUCAACCUGAACGCCAUCGAGCAGACGCAGGAAUGGAGGCAACCUCGCGUCGAUGGCGUGGAAUCUACACGCCAUCGAGCAGACGUGGGGCGCCCGAAAUUUGAUUUCCACACAGGCACAGCCAAGCAAGAAGCGGAAGCCUUCAUCGAGGGCACGCUCGAACCCGUGGUGGUGGAAGAGGAAGAGGAGGAGGAGGAAGAGGUAGUAGAAGUGACGCCGGAGUCCGUCGCCUGCGAGGAGGCCCUUGACUCGUUAUUCCCGGCCGCGCCGCUCACGAUGACGAGGGAAGCGGCAGACAUGCUGAGAAAAACGCUGUUCGACGACGAAAAGGGGUUUAGAUGCGACGCCGUCGACGUCUGUGAGCGGGGCGCUAUUUUCCGCGGCUCGACGCGGAAUCAAGCGGCCAAAGACCUACUAGCGACGUGUCAGGCGAAAGUUCCACAAGACUACCGAUUAUUUGCGUUAGAGGACCCCGUCCCACCUACUGAUGAAGAAGUAGAAGCAAGGUUGCAAGACGCAAGAGACCGCGCGCUGCUCGACAAGGACAUCUCCGACGGAAGUCCAGAUGCGCCGCCCAACGAAUUGAUGGCGGCGGCUCGUAGACCUACCGUGAUCAUCGCCGUAGCGUCAGAAACGCGACCGCUGCAGAUCGAGAGCAAAUUAGGCCUCGCGACGCGUUUAGCUGGCUUAGUAGGCACCGCUGGAAGUGCAGCUGCCUUCUCCGCGGCGGCCGGCGCGGGCAACGAACAGCUUUUCGAACGGUUAAAGGAUGGGGACGAAAGCGCCUUCGCCUGCGUGCUGCCCAUCGCCAUUGGUAUUUUUGCGAUCCUGGCCGUGCACGAGUGCGCGCACGCUGUCCUUGCACGAAGGGGAAGCGUGGACUGGUCUUUACCUGUGUUUCUCCCUUCAUUAUCGACGGGCUCAUUGGGCGCUUCCAAUGAACUCAAUGAAUACGCCCCAUCGAGAUCCGCUUUGUUUGAUACGGCCAUCGCGGGACCGUUAGCUGGCCUGGCGUUAUCUAUCUUAUUUGUUUUGAUUGGCUCGGCUCUACCACUUGAUAGUGCAACGGCGCCAGCGUUACCAGCGAUUGCCAUCCGGUCGAGCGCGCUCGGGAGUUUACUUGUAGCAAUCGGCGCGCCCUCGGCUUUGUCGGCGCCGCCCGACGUCUCCGUGGCUUUGCACCCUCUCGUUGUGGCGGGCCUGGCGGGUCUCGCGAUCAACGCUCUGGCCUUGCUACCGUUAGGUCGGACCGACGGCGGAAGAUGUGCCCUCAGCGCAUAUGGGCGGACACUAGGCGCAGGGUUGCAAGGAUUCGCAACGUUAUUCGUCGGUUUAGCAGCAUUGUUCGGAGGCGACGACCUCCUCCUCUUCCACUUGCUCUGGGUCUUCGGGCUGCAGCGGGACCCGGAGUCGCCGUGCGUCGAUGAAGUGACGGACGCGGAGGGCCGGCGGCCGGUCUACGCUCUGGCGCUCAUCGUGGCGGGUUUAUGUUUGCUGCCGCUCGCGCCGGCGGCGCCAUCGACCGUGCUGCCGGGGUUUCCCAGUUUAUAG
Molecule: messenger RNA, 2391 nt
Organism: Pelagomonas calceolata
Lineage: Eukaryota; Pelagophyceae; Pelagomonadales; Pelagomonadaceae
Source: the annotation of a GenBank genome assembly